AUGGCCAAUAUGUUCAGGGCAAAUAGAGCUUUCCUCAACAAUAGCUUCAGGGCUUCGUCCAGAGACCCAUCUUUCUAUGUCCAACGCACUGUCCGGCCGUCAAGGGCUUGCUUUCUCUCCUCUGCUUUUGAACGUGCAGAAGGCAGCAAUGCUGUGGCCGAAACGAGCCCUGGAGAUCGUGGGACAGGGAUCCCGGAAACGGGGUCUGACCCGGCGAGGGACGGGAUGUACGAAGCCAAGCAAGAGGCCCUCGACCCCGAUGAGGGCCGGGCCAGUGCUGUGACAGGAUAUAUGGCCGACAGAGCGAGGGACGGGCCCGAGAAGGCGAAGGAGAUGUCCAACAGGGUGGGCGAGACGACCAAGAAGACGAUGGACGGCGCCUGGAAGGCAGCCAGGGAGACCACCGAGGAGAUUAAGGAGGCGGCGGCGGGCGGCCGCAGUCACAGCGAGGAGGAGGAGAGAGGGCCGAAUCAUGAGAACUCGGAGGGUGACGAGAACGUGGACGAUUUGAGGAGGCGUGCAGGAGGAUACGAUAAAGCGGAGUGA
Molecule: messenger RNA, 546 nt
Organism: Eucalyptus grandis
Lineage: Eukaryota; Viridiplantae; Streptophyta; Magnoliopsida; Myrtales; Myrtaceae
Exons: 2
Coding region: 1-546 (181 amino acids)
Source: RefSeq, a predicted model, not a curated record